AUGAACGCGGACGGCUACGAACCGCCUCUGCAGCCUUCAUGGCAGCAGAGGCAGCAGUUACUGCAGCAACAGCAGCUGCAUCAACGAACAGUACAGCAACAACAGGAUUACGGCAAGCCUUCACAGGCCGUUGCCGUGGAAGGGAUACAAGGGAACCAACAGCAACCACAGAGGUGGCAGCAGCAGGCGCAGCAACAGCAGUAUGUGUCCUACCCCGUUAUUAACAACCCAACGCAGCAACAUACUCUUCAACGACAACCUGGGAUGAUGGAGCACUCUCAGCAACAGAUGGAGUGGCCGCAGAACGAGUUGCAACAGGUGCAACACGCACGUCCGUGGCAGCAGCAGCAUCCACAGAUGCAUCAGUCGAGCGAACAGCAGCAGGCGCAGCAGCAUACACAGCAGUUACAACGUCAGCAGCAGGCAACGGCGCAACAGAUGUUCUCCCAUCCUCAAGAGACGCAGCAGCUGCAGCUGCAACCCCAACAGCCGCCGCCGCGGCUGCAGCCUUCUCAGCUGCAGCAGAAAGAGCCACGGCCGCAGCUUUCUCAGCAGCAGCAGCAACCACAGCCGCAGCAGCCACAAAUGCAGCAACAGGCACAGUUUCAACAGCGGCCACAGCUACAGCAACAGCCCCAGCUGCAGCCGCAACCCACGACGUCGCAGCCACAGCUGCAGGAACAAUCACAGCAGCCGCCGCAGCCCAAGCCAUUGCAGCCACAGCUGCAGCAGCAGCCACAACUGCAGCAGCUGCCCAAGCCGUUGGAGCCACUGUUACAGCAGCAGCCACAGCUGCAGCAACCACCACAACUGCAACAGCAGCCACAGCCAUCGCAGCAGCCACACCCGCACCAGGAACAACUGCAGCAGCUAACAUUGCCGAAGCAGCAAAAGCUGCAGCAGCAGCCACAUCUGCAGCAGCAACCAGCGGUGCAGCAACCUGGGCUGCAACAACAGCCACAGCUGCAGCCACAGCAGCAGCAACAACAGCCGCAGCUGCCACAACCGCUGCAACAGCAGGCGGCAGCGCCUCAACAACCUCAUCAGCUGAUGCAGCAGCAGAGUAGCGUCCAAUCGCAGUAUUUGUCGCAUGAUCAUACCAACGCAACAGCAGAGCCUGAGCCCUCAGUGACCUCUGUCACACCUGCGGGCGGGAUCCGUGCGCUAAAUGGUUUUUCUGCUGUUUCUUCGUCUGCUGCUCAUGGCAUUGGCAAUAAGGUUGGUGCGUGGGGCGAUCCCCGUUCAACUGGGCAGCCGAUGAGGUCUAGCCAUGCUGCAGGAGAUGCAUCGGCAAGCGACGUUGCCUUUGCGACGCAGCAACUACCACAACAGCAGCCGCAGCAGCAGAAGGGUCAACGUCAGCAGAUGCCGCUGCAACCACAGCAGCAACAACUUUUUUAUUCAACCCCGGAGCAUCAUCCAGCAGCAGUGCAGCAACAGUCAAUUCCGCACCUUCCCGCGCAGGAUGCACAAGGGCACACACUCUUCCAACCCCAUCAGCAGCUUUAUCAACCACAACAACAGUUUCCACCACAACAGCCUCCACAGCAGCAACCGUUGCUCCCUCAGCAGCAGACGCAACACCAGCAGGUGCUACAGCAACAACAGCAACAGGCGGCGGAACCAGCCCCAUUUCGGCAGGCGCAGCAGAUGGGGCAGCCGCCUGUUGACCAGGGUUGUGAUCCGGUGCAACAGCAGCAACAGCAGCAGCAGUUGCAACAGCAACAGCAACAGCAACCACAGCUACAACAGCAGCUACAGCAGACACAGCUACAACAGCAGCAGCUGAAACAGCAGCAGUUGCAGCAGCCUCAACUACAACAGUGGCAGCAGCAGCAAUACAAUGCGCCCCACAAGAACGUCUCCCAACCACUCCAGCAGGAGCGGCGGGCACCUUCUCUUAUGGGUGUAGGCACGGGAUCGUUUCCUCCUAGCGCAGAGCCUAAUGGCGUCAAAAGCUCUUCGGAUAGAGGUGAACAUGGACAGAAGCGGCAGCAGCAGGAGCAACAUGACAGUGUCCCGGAAGACAUGCCGCCGCUGCAACCUCUCGCGCGCCCCAUCAACAACCGAAUCGACCCCGCCCAUAUUCCUCGCCCUGAGUGGAAUGAACAAAUAACGAAUAUAUACGGAAAGAGGAUCGAGACAGACAAGGCAGGGGCUACUCCCCCGUCGCCUGCCGGAUUUUACACGGCAUUCGACAAGGGCUGCUGCAGCUGCAGGUUCAUGCGCUCUACCAUUAACCAGGUUCCGGCGUUCAGUCACAGUCUUGAACUCUCUCGGCUGCCGUUCGCCAUUGUCGUUACCCCCUUUGCUGCACAGCCCCCAACUGAAGAAGCAGUGCCUUUGGUGGACUUGCGGCUCAGCCGGAGACAGGCGGAGCAGCCCUAUUCGUAUGCCGGCUCAGCGGCAACAGCAACACCUGAUCAAGACUCCACUGUGCGAACAGACUUCUAUGGGGGUUAUUUCGACGUAGAAGAGUCAGAUACAGAGGACGAGAGAGAUACGGGAACUGGCAGCAGCAGCAGGAAUGCCGCUUCUGCCGGUAGCAGCUGGAACAGGGGCAGCUCCAGAGCAGCAGCCAGCGGCGAGGGGAUUGUUAGGUGCACCAACUGCAUGGCUUAUCUAAGUCCAUUUAUGUCGUGGGCCAGCAAUAGCACGCAUUGCUUGUGUAACCUCUGUGGCUCCUCAUUCGAGCUGCCCCCCUUCUACCUGACGCUGUUAGAUCGAUACCGCAGCGGCCUGCGCGCCAGCAGCAGCGGUAUGGGGGCAGCUUCUUCUGAGGGGGAGAGGUACUUUAGACAGCGUAGACAGGAACUGUGGAAAGGGUCCAUCGAUUUCGUGGCCCCCAGGGCCUUUGCGGACGCUUCCAAACUAACCCAGCUGCAGCACAAGAGGGAGCGUAUGCUCAGGCAACUGCAAGUGCAAAGGGAGGCCACCAAGCAGCAUCAGCUUACCCAACAGCAGCUGCAUCGAGCAGAUCAGCAGGGGCUGCAGCAGGAAAUUGACGAAAACUGCGUGAAGCAGCUGCACGCGCAGAAGAGCAAGUGGGGGGGAGCCCAGGCUGGGGUUUCGGCUGGUGUGGACUCUGACAGCCAGUGUGGCGAUCCCCUUCCCCGCUUGUGUGGCAAUAGCAACGACAGCAGCCUGCGGCCGUGUAUCGUCUUUGUAGUUGACGCCACAGCCCCGAGUCUCACGUCGGGUCUAUCACAUUCUGUUGCUGCGGGGCUGGAACAAGUACUCCGUGAGGUGUACCUCGAGGUGGAUAUAUGCCUAAUUCUCGUUUCUGACAGGCUGUAUUUCAUUCCAAACACCAACAGGACCGGACCACAGCACCUGCAGCAGGGUUUGCAGCUUUUGGUUGUGGACGACGUUUCGGAUCCAUAUUUACCUGCUCCAGUAGAACACUGCUUUUUUCGGCCCCAGGACAGAGACGGAUUACUCUGGGCAGUGUCGCUGCUCCCAGCAGCCUUAAACAGCUGCGUCAACAUAUCGCAUACCUCUGCAGCUAAUGCUGCUCUAAAGGUAGCGGUCGAUUUAAUAGCUGAGAGAUCCGCGGGUGGGAUGGUGGAGAUGUUUUACUGUACCUUGCCAGACGUCGGUGUAGGGGCGCUCAAGCACUCUGCAAAGGCAUCACAAGGGCCAACAAAAGCCACCGAAAUCCACCAACAAGAUUUCUACAACUCCAUUAUAACACAAUGCUUUGCAGCUUGUGUAUGCGUGGACGUAUACGCGUGUCCUCCGCCCAACUUAAUCCUGGAGCUCCAAUCCCUAGGUUUUCCCGCACAACAAACAGGAGGAGACAUUCGCUUUGUGCCAGAAUUCUGUGGCUCAAGAGACAAGGAGUGGGUGGCCGCCGAGAUAAGGCGUAUCUUCACCUCUUGUUUCUACUUCGAUGUCGAAUUUAAGCUGCGUCUUUCGAAGGUCCGUUUUGCCUGCCCUGCAGCGGCGUCUGCUAAUUUAGCCCCUUCUCUCGGUGGUUUGGCUGUGGACAGAAUCUUGGUCUCCUUUUCUGGGGCCAGGUCGUUGGUGGACCAAAGCACUUUCCGGCUUCCUCGCCUCAGCUCACAGUCGACUCUGUUGUUUCAGUUGAAGCACACGGAACAGUUGGAGACGCAGAAGAACGUUUAUGCUCAAAGUGUAUGUGCCUACAUCCCGAUGCAUCCUUCUAAGAAAGUACCGAACCGGCGUCUUCUGAGGGUGCAUUCUUUGUCAUUGCCCAUAACAUUUUCUCUCGCUUCUCUGUUCCGCUAUGCAGAGGUGAGUGCCCCUGAGUCAAGAUAUGAGAUCAUUGCGAAAGCAGUGCACGUAGAUCAUGGUAGCCCAUGCCUUUCUGUUGUUGCAACGCAGUGUGCAAGCGCAUCAUCCGAGGGCCAGCUUAUCCUUCCAGACUCUCUGAAGCUCCUUCCAGCUUUCCGCCAGUCGACAGUGGACCCCCAGGUCCGGUUGUUUCAGUUGUUGCAGUUCCUGCGGAUGUCAAUUACGGAGUUUUCAACUCAUCUCUAUCCCCGUCUCUGCCUCUUGCACAAGUCCUACCUGCAGCCGCCGGGAGGCAAAGAACGCAAGGCACUUGAUCGGGUAGGGGAGUACAGUGGUGUCGAAAAUUUCGUAUGGAUGCCGCAGUCGCUUCCGGCCAGUGGCACAAACAUCCUAAGUGACGGAGUUUAUCUGUGCGAAGCUGGAUCGUACAUGUUGUUGUACAUAGGCCAGCACGUCCGGAGAGAGUAUAUAAUAGACCUUUUUGGAUUUGAUGCGCAACUUGACGAGCGGUCAACGACGGAACUACGACUUCAGAAUACUGAAGGAACCGCGGGAGAGAGAAUCCUUCGCGUCGUAGAGCAAGUUCGUUUCGAAAAGUUUGACACGCCUUACAUCCCCUUGCGGAUUGUCGCACCAAAGUCUUAUGACGAAACUCGCCUGUUGACGCACCUCAUCGAAGAUCCACUGAGCGGAGAUGGGAGCUACGUGGAUUUUCUGUGCGACCUCCACAAACGAGUUCACGCCAGGAUGGAAGACAAUUGA
This is a messenger RNA of Eimeria maxima, 5019 nucleotides long. RefSeq names its product sec23/Sec24 helical domain-containing protein, putative. The transcript has 16 exons. Gene Ontology annotation, cellular component: endoplasmic reticulum exit site; COPII vesicle coat. The record is from RefSeq and is a predicted model, not a curated record. Lineage: Eukaryota; Apicomplexa; Conoidasida; Eucoccidiorida; Eimeriidae. Gene Ontology annotation, biological process: COPII-coated vesicle cargo loading; endoplasmic reticulum to Golgi vesicle-mediated transport; intracellular protein transport. Gene Ontology annotation, molecular function: SNARE binding; zinc ion binding. Bases 1 to 5019 code for a protein of 1672 amino acids.